UUUAAAUACUUCAAAUAUGUUUAUUCUUCACGUAGAAACGCGCUUUCCGUUUUGAAUCCAUAUUGACAUUGGCUAUGUUCUAGGGCAAGCAUUCGUUACUUGUUUCUAUCAACCGUUUAGUCAAAACUGAAGAAGCAUUACGAAAGUCGAAUUAGUAAAGAAGAAAAGAGAGUAGUUUUCUCAAAAAUGAACAAUGUCUGCGCUGUUUACCAAAGAUGAUGGAUCUUCUAUGAUAAUUGCUGUAUCAAGAUUAUUGGAAGCUACACCUGGAUUCCAAUCAAGCAUGGAGGCUCAUAGUGCGAAAAUAUUGUUCAUAGAUUUGAGGGAGUUUGAUUUACUUAAACACGACUUGUAUAUUGUCCCUGAAGAAACCAAAAAAGCCCUCAUUCAUCGGGAGUUAAAUCGCGUUAUGAAUCUUAAAUAUGCUAUUUUACAACGAAUUGUGAAAGUAUCUUGGCUUUCCAAGUGCAUUGAACAACAAGAGCUGUUGCAGGUUGAUGCAUUUCGAGUUUUCACUUGUCUGGAGCCCCAGUAUAUUGAGCAGCCACCACAAAGAAGAGAAUUUUUUAGUCUUGAAGAUGAAAAGAUAUUAGUGGAAUAUGUUCAUAAAGCUAAUGUUCCCAAUUCGGGCGUGAAUAUGUAUAAAGAGUUAGCUCGCAAGUAUCCCCAACAUACCGCAGAGUCCUGGCGAGAGCACUAUAAAAUAAUUAAGAAAGUACUUCCUCCUAUUGAAGAUGGUAACCUCACGAAUUCUCAAAGCCGAACUGUUAGAAUUGUUCCUUCUCAAUCGAUAAAAAAAGCUGAAAAUGGUCUUCCUCAUAGGGAAAUAAAAAGCACUCCUACGGAUGCAUCACAUGUUCACCAAUAUCCUCUUCCUGUACGACAUCGUGAUUCUUCUUCAAAAAAAAGACCACACCAUCCGCUAGAAGGUUUAACAACAUCUUCUUCAAAGAAACGUUUAUCUUCUUCUCUAAGUUAUACUAAAACUGAUUUAAAACUCUUGGAGUAUUACCUUUUUUCUUAUGGUGAGGAAAAGAGCUUAGACAGAAUUUGUUGGAUCCUAAAUGAAAGUUAUUCCAAUUUACAUACUUUCUCUGAUUGGAAAUUACUUUACAAAUACUUUUACCCACACCUGAAUUUUGACAGCCCAACUCCUGCAUUGGCUCAUCUAGAAACAAAAGCGCAAGAUGACAUUUUAGAGAAUCUAGAUGUUGAUGACCAAAUGAUAGAAAAAAAGUUUCUUGAUCAUGCUUCUUUCACUUCGGAUGCAGCUUCAAUUCAAGAAGCUAUUUCUCCGCAGUCUUUAAAAAAGCCAACAUGGACCAACUUCCAAAAUCUGAGAGCAAGGAUGAUCGAUCAAUCUACUAAUAACUUUGGUGAUUUUUCUGGAAUUUUAAAGUCCUCUUCCAUACCCAUUUCUGUUCAAGAAUCUCCUUCCAGGAUAUUGGAAACACCCUCAAAAAAUAAUCUUCCGUCCUUUCCAAAGUCAUAUGGUAAGCUUUUUAGCGAAGAAAAUGUUAUACCUCCAAUAUAUAUGAAAGCAAAAUCCUCAAAUACUGUGUCAUCAGCUGAAUUAUCAAGUAGUUUGAAAGAAGGGAAUGUUUUCGUUCAACCAAAUGAAGAUUUGACAAUCCCCCCUUUGGAUAUUAAUAGUGACUCAGAAAGCAUCCAAAAUUUCAAUUCUGAGCUAGAUGAUGACGCUGAAUUUGAAAAGCAAAUUACAACUACCUACAGCUCUUCUCCUAUUAAAGCUGAAAUACAAAAAGCCGACAACCGCAGUGAAACAAACCGUGAAGCAUUCUCAGGUAGUUCACCUGAUACUUCGGAUUCACGUUCGUUCAUUGACCGAUCUAGUAGUCCUCCUGAAAGUCCCACAGCAGGUAGUCAUGAUCAUGGGAUCUCAAAUAACCUCUUAAUAGCCCGCAAUAUUCUUAAAAAUUUUGAUUAUACGACCGAGAACCACCAAAAGACUCCGGAAGUUAAUAAACAUGUAACAAUUGAUGCUACCCCUUCUAAUGAAAAAGGGGAUUCUUUCUUCUCUUCACUGAGGAAUACGAGUCUUUUCAGUGCAGAAUCGACAAAUGUAUCACCUACGAGAACUUCACCUCUUCGGCAUGAAAAUAAAUCUUUUUCAGAUGUUUUACGAGAAUUACAUGAUUAUUUGGUAACGAUAGAAUCUUCUUCAAACAAACAAGAGAUUGAUGAUGCUAUAGACAUGAUAUUACAAUACACGCAAUCAAGCGAACAGCAAUUUCUGGACGUGCUUGAAUCAACCGAAGGCAAUAUAAGUGCAGCUAUUGCUAGAUUAUUAAUAUGGUCUUAAUUUUGCAAUUUAUGAAAAGUUCUAUUCUGGUUGGUAUGUUUAUUUAUUGUCAUAUCCGUUUAUAAUGAUGCCUAUAUGGAUAAAGACUGGUUCUAAUACGUAUAAAUAAAAUCUUUUCAUUUUCACUAUAUAUGCUUUUCGUAGAAGACUCAAUUAUAAGUGUCAUACGCAAAAGCCUUUAUUAAAUUUCUGGCGAUUGAAAACUCUGGGGGGAAACGGAUUGGAGCAGGCUGAGAUUCUGAACUCCAUUCUAGCGAAUUUAAAAGUUCCGAUCUCGUAAAAAAACGCACAUUUUCUAGUUCCAAAUCUUUGUCCAUAGAUAUCUUAGCAUCCUUCUUGGCGAUCGCAAAGCAGCCCAACAUCAAGCUUUGAGGGAAAGGCCAAGGUUGACUAGUAUAAUACAAAACUUUUUCAACUUCAAGGCCCGACUCUUCAUAAACCUCGCGACUAACGGCUUCCUCAAUGCUUUCACCGGGUUCCAAAAAUCCUGCCAAACAAGCGUAUAAUCCUGGAGGAUGUCUUGCAGCUCUGCCGAGAGCAAUAGAUUUCAUAUCAUGUGAGAGAACACCCAUAAUAACACAUGGAUCAGUUCGAGGAAACUGAUAAUUGUUAACACCCUGUUUCGAUGGACAGUUAGAUGUAGGGUCCAUGAUAGCCUUUGAACACACUAAUUUUGUGCCGCCCUGAGUAGGCAUGUUCCUUGAACCACAUCCUGGACAAAAUUUGUAUCUCGAAAUCCAGUCUAGGAGAGAUCGAGCAAAGGCACAAACACCGGAGUCGGAGGCUUGUAAUUUGUAACCCUGCGAAAAAAUAUCACGAAGAUUUACAAAAACAGCACCGCUAUCCUGAACAAGUUUUUGAAGCUCUUCAAUUUCAGUAACGUCUAGAGCGAAAACGUUAUUGUGCUCCCAUUCUUGACCAGCGUUGCCAUUUUCGUCAUUACCUAAAAAGACUAACGAAGGUAAAGAAAAGGCAUGAUUGCUAUACUUUUCAGCUAACUGCUUGUCUGAAAUCUCAAAGGGAGAAACAUGAAAGUACUUGGAAAUCUGAGGAUAAGACAAGGUAAAAAGCUUUUCUUCCUUGACAUUCAAAGCAGGAUUUAGAUCGCUAAAAGGAAGGAAUUUAGUGGUGGGGGAACAAAAGGCUUUUUGCAAAAAUUCUCUAUUCGAACGAAGAAAAGCUAAACGAUUCAAGUGAUUUCCUGCAAAGAAUUGAGUAGGAGCCGAUGGCAGUCUGUUGAUGGAAACGUUGGUUAGUAAACGAAAAC
Molecule: messenger RNA, 3590 nt
Organism: Schizosaccharomyces octosporus yFS286
Lineage: Eukaryota; Fungi; Ascomycota; Schizosaccharomycetes; Schizosaccharomycetales; Schizosaccharomycetaceae
Product: telomere binding protein Rap1
Exons: 3
Coding region: 194-2323 (709 amino acids)
Source: RefSeq, a predicted model, not a curated record